AUGGUUUGGGCUGCAACAUUACUCAAAGCGGCGAUUUCGAACUCGCGAAUCAAAUCAACUGAUAACUUAGCUCCGAUCAUCCUGGUGAUCUCAGUUUAUCAGCAUCGUGAUCUUCAUAGAGAUGCUUCGGAUUCCAAGAGACUUCGGCUCGGUGAUGUACCUGCUGCUACAACGGAAGUCGUGGAGGUUGCAGUCAACGAAGACCAUUUUCAAGGAAUAAAGGGAAAGAUUGGGCUAAAGCAUCAGGAGCAGGAGCAGGAGCUGGAGCUGUUCGUGCUAAGUAUCUACGUGCUUUUGCUGCUAAGGUAUUACUCUAUUUGA
Molecule: messenger RNA, 321 nt
Organism: Arabis nemorensis
Lineage: Eukaryota; Viridiplantae; Streptophyta; Magnoliopsida; Brassicales; Brassicaceae
Source: the annotation of a GenBank genome assembly